UUGAUCCAAAGCCCUCCAACCUUGUCCAAAGCCCUCCAAAACGCUGCCAGCGUUGACCCAAGUCUCUUGUCAGGUACUAGGCCCCGGCGCCCGGUCCGAGGCAGGCGGAGGUCUACGAGCUUUGGGCGGAUCGGUGCGAGCUACAAAACUCUUGGUUGCACAAAAGCACGCUCGAGUGCCGAUUCACCCAACGGUCGCAGCAGGCCACCGGCUAUGUCGAGAGCGGGCGGCGUCAACCCGGAUGCUGACGGAGGAGAUCUGAACACGAUGUAUACCACGCUCAGCGAGUACCUGUUACUGGAGAACAAGUUCCAGCCUAGGCUGAGUCUGCCGGAGGACAGCGAGAACGGUGACGUGACUACCGGCGCGAGGGACGGAGCUGCUCACGUUCUGCGCUGUCUCAAAGUAUGGUUCGAUCUACCGGCUGAGGUUUUGGUCAACGCUAUCAAUCUGUUUGACCGUUUCCUCUCAAAAAUGAAAGUAAGGCCCUGCCAUGUUCCAUGCAUCACCGUCUCAUGCAUGAAUAUAGCAAUCGAUGAAUACGCUGACACAGUCAAACAAGCAAGGAAUGUCACUAUCGAGGAACUGGUACUCGUCUCUCAAUCAGCGUGUACAGCGGGCGACGUGUCACGCAUGUCGCUCGUAAUAAAAAACAAGCUGUCUCUAGCCGGUCACAGGUCGAUCACUGUACUACACUGGCUCAAGCUGUUCAGGAAGCUUGUAGCAGCUGCCAGCGACACGGUACUUCCGGAGGACGAGCUCAUCAAUCUGUUAGAGAUAGCAGUGUGUGACGCUCGCUGUGUCAACUCACGGACCAGUGAAUUGGCUUUGGUGCUUAUAUUCUAUAAACUAGAGCAACACUUUGUCAACUGGAGCCGUCGCGCGGCAGAGGGAGGUCCGCCUGUACCUGAGCAAGCAUACUAUCUGUACGAGUUCGCUGCGCAGCUACAGCAACACUGUCACAUGUCUGACGAGUCUCUGGUAGCGACCCACCAGCUGGUCCGCGACGUGGCCGCGCGCUAUGAGGCGAGGAUGAAGGCGCCGCACAGGCAGAGGCUGGUGUGGAGGCUGUCUGAACGAACACUGAAGGUGAGAGAGAGAGAAAGAGAUAGACUGACAUACACACAGAGACACGGUGUGCUCCGACCGACGGACCGUCUGACGUCUCUGUUGCCCACCAUCGAGGAACAACACCUGACGGCUGACGCUACGCCGAAGAGAAACAGAACCGGCAGCGAGAGCGAGGAGACCAGCGACUGGCCCUGCAGCCCGGUGUUGCCCGUCUACUGUGACAACUGA
Messenger RNA from Danaus chrysippus (African queen), 1299 nucleotides. Lineage: Eukaryota; Metazoa; Arthropoda; Insecta; Lepidoptera; Nymphalidae. The record is from the annotation of a GenBank genome assembly.